AUGCUAGAUACUCAAAUGUUAGAUACACAGACGUUAGAUACUCAGACGUUAAAAAUUCAGAGGUUAGAUACUCAGGCAUAUAGAUACUCAUACGUUAGAUACUCAGAGAUUGAUACUCAGAGGUUAGAUACUCAGAUGUUAGCUACACGGAGGUCAGAUACUCAGACGUUAGAUUCCCAGACGAUAGAUAUUCAGAUGUUAGAUACUCAGAGGUUAGAUUCUCAGAUGUUAGAUACUCAGAGGUUAGAUUCUCAGAUGUUAGAUACUCAGAGGUUAGAUUCUCAGACGAUUCUGUCAACAGUAUUUACAGUGUUAUUCUUUGCCUAUCUGGAGCCAUGUGCAGGAAUUCUAGCCGUCUGCAAAAAGAAUUCUCAGUUCUUAUGUAACGAUGAACAGCCGACAUUCCUCGUGGGCGCCAAUCAGGCGUGGUUUAACUAUGUCACAGGAGACUUCGGAAACCGUCUAUAUUUUACCAUCUCUAUGAUUCCUCUUAAAGCCUACCUCACUGGACUUAAGGCGGCUGGUGGAAAUUCCAUAAGGUUGUUCCUCCAUAUUGAGGGACAGGGAACCCCUCUCUUUGGACCUGGGGGUAUCGUUACAGGGACGGACCUCCAGCAGUCGUUGAUACCAGAACUGAUGGAAUACUUGAAAUUUGCUCACAUGAACCAAAUUUUUGUGUUUAUUUGUCUGUGGAACGGGGCUUUUGUGACCCCCGUCAUUAACGAGAGGCUCCAUGGCUUGAUUAAAGAUGAAGUAAAAUUACAAAGCUACAUAACAACAGCCCUUACACCGAUAGUGACGGCCGUAAUGAACGAGCCCGCUUUGGCGGGGUGGGACAUCAUCAAUCAGCCCGAGGGGGUGAUGAAAAGGAAUGUGACGGAUAAGAACCCUUGCUGGGACAACACGUUUUUGGAGCUGAAGGCUUCGGGUAGAGCUAUCGGUUGGGCCAAAGAACUGUACACGCCUAAGGAAAUUCAAAGAUUUAUCAAUCUUCAAGCUUCUGCAAUUCGUAAACUUUACAAAGCACAACAAAAGGAGCCCUUAAUUACUGCCAGUUCUUUCAACAUUAUCACAAACACCUUCCAAUGGAACUGUAAAAACCUAUACCACGACUUCUGCUUGAAUAUAUCGGGGGGUGCCGAUGACGGCUAUUUGAGUUUUUGGACUACACAUUCCUUCGAUAUCAAAAGCGAAGGGCGGUAUGACGAUUGGGCACCAUUCAAUCACUAUUACACGGAAUAUCAUAUGGGUGGGGAUAAUCUACCACCCAGACCAUUGGUCAUUGCAGGAUUUAAUGAGGUGCGAGGGCGCCCCCACUCCAAAUGGGAUAUCGUAAAACAAUUUAACCAUCUUUAUUCUAAUGGCUAUUCGGGUGGAUGGACGUGGCAAAUGAACGCACAGGGACCAGACACGGAUGACUGGAUAACACAGGCGAAAGGGAUAAGUUCCCUGAGAGGGAAAUUCGGGAUUUCUGUGGGAAGCUUUGGUGCUCUCAGUAGUCCCCUAGGAUCGUUAAUUCCUAAAGAUAUUAAUAUUACAGCUAAUCCCAUUGGAAAAUAA
Molecule: messenger RNA, 1560 nt
Organism: Saccostrea echinata
Lineage: Eukaryota; Metazoa; Mollusca; Bivalvia; Ostreida; Ostreidae
Product: mannan endo-1,4-beta-mannosidase-like
Exons: 9
Coding region: 1-1560 (519 amino acids)
Source: RefSeq, a predicted model, not a curated record